This is a messenger RNA of Castor canadensis (American beaver), 867 nucleotides long. RefSeq names its product ret finger protein like 4A (gene Rfpl4a). Lineage: Eukaryota; Metazoa; Chordata; Mammalia; Rodentia; Castoridae. Gene Ontology annotation, molecular function: protein binding. The record is from RefSeq and is a predicted model, not a curated record.
AUGGCUAAACACUUUAAAGAUGUAUGUACCUGUGGUAUCUGCUUAAAGUAUUUUGAAAACCCCAUGUACCUGAAAUGUGGCUAUGUCUGCUGCCUCCUGUGCAUUGGAUCACUACAGAAGGAUCCCCAUGGGGAGGGAAUACUGUGCCCCUCUUGCUCUGUGGCCUCUAAGAAGAAAGACAUCAAAACUGCUUUCUUGCUGGGGAGGGUGGCUUCCAAGGUCAAGGAACUAGAGCCCCAGCUGCAAGAUGUUCUACAGAUGAACCCAAGGAUGAAGAAGUUCCAAGUGGAUAUGACCUUUGACAUGGACACAGCUAACAACUACCUCGUCAUUUCUAAUGACCUGAGGAGUGUCCAUUGUGGGCACGUCAAGCAGGAUCGGAAGGAGUGUGCUGAGAGAUUCAACCAAUCAAUUUGCAUCCUGGGCUCCCCAAGAUUCACUUCUGGCCGUCAUUACUGGGAGGUGGAUGUGGGAAGAAGCAAAGAGUGGGAUGUGGGUGUUUGCAGAGAGUCCGCUAACCGACAAGGGGCAAUUGUGCUGGCUGCGGACAAUGGCUUCUGGACUGUGGGAUUGAGAGACGGGGAACUCUUUGCGGCCAGCACCACACCUAUGACUCCUCUCUGCGUGAAUCCCGGGCUUCGAAGACUGGGGGUCUUUCUGGAUGUGGAGGUGGGGAACAUUUCCUUCUGUGACAUUAGAGAUGGGACCCAUAUCUUCACAUUCACUGACAUUUCUUCAGAGGAAUCACUGCGACCAUUCUUUACUCCUGCAAAUGCGACCCAGGAGAAACAAGACCCCCUGACCAUCUGUCCUGUGAUGAAUCCAGGCAUUUUCCAUCCUCCAGCUUCUCCUGGGCCACACAAAUAA